AUACUGAUUUGACUGUUCUAUCCGCUUCUUUAAAUCAUAUUUCUAUCCUCCACUAAUCCCGCUUUCCAUUUUUUCUUCCAUCUUUUCGUUCUUCCAUCUCUAUUCUGAUUCUGUUCUUCCAAAUCUUACCACUCCUCCAGUCUCAAAUCUGCGACUCAAUUCACUCUACCCUCGGUCCGUCCGACCGUACAUCCGUCCUGCGUUGCUCCACGCGGGUUAAAAGUAUGCUGGUAUAUUGUGUCGUGCUGCUGCCGUCAUGUCCAUCGACAUGUCCGCUCCAUCCAUGAGGAAGAAGUCGUUUGCUCGGAGUUCCAAGCCAAACGUAAGGAUGUGUUUUCGGGAACAAAGGGAUUUCAUAACCAUGUCGUCUCCAGAGGUGUGCUGGCCAGUGCCGAUGCGAGCCAUCGGGGCUCAGAACCUCCUCACCAUGCCGGGAGGAGUUUCCACCGCGGGAUACCUCCACAAGAAGGGAGGCAGCCAGUUCAGCCUCAUGAAAUGGCCACUGAGGUACAUCAUCAUCCAUAAGGGCUGUGUGUACUACUUUAAGAGCAGUACCUCUCCGGCACCACAGGGGGCGUUCUCUCUCAAUGGCUACAACAGAGUGAUGAGGGCAGCGGAGGAGACGACGUCUAGUAAUGUUUUUCCUUUCAAGAUCGUCCACUUCAGUAAGAAACACAGGACGUGGUUUUUCUCUGCAGCCAGUGAGGACGAGAGGAGGAAAUGGAUGCGAUACCUGCGGAGGGAAAUAGACCACUAUAACGACCGGAAUGAGUCCCACAUUCCCAGUGACUCGGAUUCAGAUGCCGACAGUUUCUAUGGCACAAUUGAGAAGCCCAUGGAUAUUAAACACACUGAAAGUAACGCAGAGGACGAUUAUGUUGAGGAGGAUGAUGAUGACGAUGAGGAAGACUAUCUGAAGCCAGACAAUGACUGUUCGCAGACGUCUACAGGACGACCCACAGGACCACCCCCCUCCUACCCUCCUCCCCCAGUGCCGGCAGCGUUCCAGCUCCGUCAAGACUCUAGUGCAGGUUUCCACAAAGGCCCGCCUCCUCCCAUCCCAUUGCAACUCAGAAUCCCCACUUCCCCGCUCCCCAAAAAACCCCUGCCCUCUGCCCCCCCUCCCUCCAUACUAAAGGACCCCAACAAAGGCCCACCUCCUCCUCUCCCCUUCGCUCCCCACCUGCAAAAGCCCUCGUAUCCCGCCCCUCCACCUCCUCCGCCCAACGUAAAGAGAAAUCCUCCAAACAGGACAGCAUUCAUUGGAGAGUCUGGGAACGACAAGAGAGACUGGAAGCCUCUGCUGGCCAGUUCAGUCCAAUCCCCUGCCACUCUGCCCAUCUGUGACCGAUUAGAGAUGGUCCUAAAUGGUCCCGCCCACAGCUCACUUAAUACUGGAGGGAGCCAGUCACUGGGCAACAACCACCACGGGAUGGUGAGCAACCUCCGCAGCAAGCUGACUCUGCCGAUUCCUCAUUCUGCAAAUGUUGGAGGGUCCACCAUCCACCCUCCACUCUCUCCUCUACUCAAAACGGGACAUAAGUCAGGAGUCCCCAAACCUCCACCGCCAACUGUCAAACCCCAGCUGCCUCCAAUCAAGUCCAAGCAGCCAGGAACAAAACUUCAAAGAACAUCUCCAGAAGGCCAAAGCUUCCGCUCAUUAGGAGACGAGACGCCCUCGGAGUUCAGGGGGAGACGAGACAAACGUGGCGGAGGAGACGAUUCUGAUGAUGACUACGAGAAUGUGCAGCUGCCAGACUCGGUUUUCAUCGACACGACUGAAACCAGCUUUGUAGAAAAGUUAUUCAGAGAGAGCCCCGUCCCCCCACAGGACGGACUGUACGGCAUCAGAAACUCUGGAACCAAAACCUCCCAGGUGCUUGUGGUGUGGGAUGUCAGUAUAGGCAAAGCCAGAAACUACAGACUGUUUGAAGAGGAGGCCUCGCUCUUUCUGGAAAAUGACGUGACCUUCCCAACUCUGUCAGCUCUGAUUGAACACUACCACAGCCAUCCUCUUCCUCACCAUGGCUCGCUCUGCCUGCAGAAGCCCUUCACAAACAUCUAAGGCAACCGAGUAAACACAGUCAAAGAAAUACAACUGAAACCAAAGAAGAAGAACAAGGAGACAGGGCGUCUUUGCAACUGAAAUCCAUCUUUGUCAACAGCACGUGGAGAUAAACUCAUACAGAUGAAAUAACUGUCACAGUAUAUUAAAACUGAUCAUACCUCUGACUAUUCAGUGGAUAAAACAACAGAUCAUUUUUUCACCUGUUGCUGCACCUGAAUGCACCACAAAGCUUCAUGUGAAACAGCAAGGACAGUAACUUUUCUAAAAUUCUGACACCAGGUAUUUUGUUUGCGUAUGAAACAUUAUUUAACAUACUUUAAGUAAAAAUAGAUUUAUAUGGAUUUAAUAGAAUAUGUGGUAAUGGACCAAAAGAUAUUGAUUAAUCAGACAUCUGCUCUGUUUUUGAAACAUUCCUGCUGCUUUAUACGAAGUGUGAAGAGUCAGUGGGAAGAUGGUGAUAGAAUGAUGAAGCACAAUCCAAGAGCCAGUCAGAUGGGUGUGAUGUAUUUUGUCCACAGAGGGGCGCUGUGACACAAAAUACCACAGAGGAUUCUGGGCACGAUCAAGUGUUCACCUGUGAUUCCCAAAUCUUGCACUUGCAGGUCAAGUCCCUACUUGGAAGAUGUGGAAGAUUUAAUCAGGAUCAACCAAAGCAUUCAGCCUACUGUACAUAAAACACAUAUAUAGCACACAUAUGCUAUUAUUUUGAAUGGUUUAUGUCUGAUAGAGGAUACUAAUGUUCCUUUUUACAAUGUCAGACAUCCAUUAUUCUGCCAUAUUCUUAAAGAUGAAUAUUCUUUUGACAUUAAGUGAUAACUCUCUGUGGAGCGUCGGUGCUUAUUAUUUGGGCAUGAAUUAUUUUCAAGCUGAAUCCAACAUGUCUUAAAAUCAUCAGUCGUCAAACUAACAGGCUUUGCAUCACUGCCAAUAACUGGGCAAGGAAGUGCAUCAAGUGAACUCCACGUCGACAUUGGGACACACCUGUCUACCAACUGGUGGCACGUGACAUCCGCUUAAAUGUUGAAGACUGCAAGUGUGAGCCCUGGGACAGACCCGCGGUCUCUUAUCUUCUCAUCUUGGGCCCCAAGACGAAUCAAAUCUGCCCAUUUUCAGGACCGAAUGACACAGAGACUUCGUCGUCCCAAACGCAGAUAGACGUUGUACCUCUGUUAUCUGUGUAAUUAACAGGCAGCAUCUCAUUGUUAAUGUGCAAAAUACACACACAUCUUUCGUGUCCAGGUGCAGUGUCUAAAAAACUGUAACUGCGUGUAAGUUGAAUCAUUGUAGAAUGCUUAUUGAAAAAUGUCCGUUUUAUAGAAGCAGUACAACAUUUUCCACUCACACUUCAUCAGGUUAUCGGGCUUUUUGAUAACGUUGUACUUUUCCUACUGUAAAAUAGAAAUUUUAAAAGUAUCAUUCUGCAGUUUUUGCAUGUCCUUGAAAAGGUGGAGAGCAUCUACUUAUAAACAUGAAAUAAAAUCAGACCAUUACUGGUGCAUUGUGUUAGCAAAAUGACUUAUUCUUUGUUGACAUUCUGCAAAUGCAGUUUAUACAGCACUGACUUUAAUGCUGUAAAUCUCUCUAUAUUUAUAUGUAAAUGCUGUAUGUACUGUAAAAAAAAAAAAAUGUCUGUAAAAAUGUAAAUAUAUUGUUUUCUACUGAAAUAUAUGUUGAGAAUGUAUAAAGGAUUACUU
Seriola dumerili (greater amberjack) is the source of this 3762-nucleotide messenger RNA. RefSeq names its product SH3 domain binding protein 2 (gene sh3bp2). The record is from RefSeq and is a predicted model, not a curated record. Gene Ontology annotation, biological process: signal transduction. NCBI's taxonomy places the organism in Eukaryota, Metazoa, Chordata, Actinopteri, Carangiformes, Carangidae. Gene Ontology annotation, molecular function: SH3 domain binding. The transcript has 13 exons. Bases 257 to 2065 code for a protein of 602 amino acids.